AUGGAGGAUCCCUGGGGUUCCCCUUGGACCAACGACGAGCCACCGAAGAUAGACCUUCCCGCACCACCACCACAUGCGCACUUCACUGCAGACCACUCGGGCAGUUCACAGCGCGUUUCGCCUGCUCACACACCAUGGAACGAAGAUGAUGAUACAUGGGGCGGAUGGGCCGAGGCGGGUAAAGAUAGUAGCCCACGCUGGGGCAGAAGUCCUGGCUUGCGCCCUAUAGGGGGUAGUCCAGCUGGUUCGAGGUUACCAUCGCCGGCCCCGGUUCCAUGGGGACACUCACCAACGUUCAAUACAGCACGACUACGAAAGGAGGAUAACGGAGAUUCAGCGAUUAGUCUGGGUGACGGACUGCGACCGGUGUUAGGGCGUAUUGCGACAAGGACACCAUCGCCUGUGCGGUCACUUAAAGAGAACGCAGCAGAUAUCUGGCAGCAACCAGACCCAGCGCUUUCGAAUAGGAGCUUAAGUCCUUUACCGAUCGACGAUGAAGGUCGACCGGAAUCACCGAGUGGAGUACCUAGACCAGCUUUGCAACGUGGAACACGACCGCCGGCUUUGCGACAACCUUCUAAUAAGGUUUCUGAGUUGGUGGAGAUGUACGACGAUAUGGCAAAGAGCAGCCAUAGUGCUUCGCCUAUUGAUCCAUCCAUGCGGAAGGUAUCGGACAAUGCUUCGGUGCAGGAUGUCACGAUUGGCAUGGAGGUUGACGAACCAGAUGCGACUGAAGGGGAAUUACAAACGAAGGUCGGGGUGGAGAAGGAAUUGAAGGAAUACUCGAAUGAGGAACUUGAAAUUGGACUAGAAGAGGAGGUGGAAGAGAACUCAAAACUUCAAUCCGAGCCAGACGCGAAAGUCGAGAUCGUGUCUGAAGAAACCCUAGAUCAAGACGAGAAUGUGGUGGAGAAUGUGAUUGCAGAGUCACCCAAGGACGAAGCCCAAAGGCAGACAGACUCAGACUCAUGGUCGGAUUUCGAGUCACCAAUGAAGGAGGCACAACAAGACGAGGCUAAACAACCUGAAGUUGAAUUUUUCAAAGAACAGCCAACAGCAGCAACAAUUGACACGACGAGCCAUGAAGAGACUACCAAAGAACCAGCCCUAGCUCCGCCAAAACCACCCUUGGAACCAUUCGCAAUUGACAUGGCAAAGCUUGAUAAUAUCUUCCCGUCAGUCGAAGCGAGCUUCCCAUCCCCGGAGCCGAUUCCUGAUGUCAUUAUCGACGAUAGCUUCACUUCCAUCUCGGAGCGCAAAGCAUGGUAUCUUAUGUCGAGACCUGGUUCGAUGCGGAAGCACAACUUGGGAGACGACGAGAACUAUGUUCGCGUUGGCUGGGGAAACUCCCAGGUGCGUGAACAGGCAAUCAGAAUUGUCAGGCGAUGGAUGGAGGAAGACUCGAUCACGGGCCGUGUUGUUCUCGGCCGAAGAGGUGGUGCCGCUGGUGCAAAGAUCUUCAACUGGGAUUCAUCGGCGCCAUCCACCGAGAUCUCAAUCUCUGAACUUUUGGCGAGGAAGAAUCAUUCGAGACAUGCUUCAGCAGCUUCCAAAGGAACCAUCCCGUCGCCUACAGUUGCAGCGUUUGGAUGGGGCGGCAACCCCAUUCCUUCGCCAACUGUUGCUGCACCCUCUUCUGCGCCUCGCACUUCGACCACAAGUGAACCGAGGUCAUCAGUUGAAACGUCGCCCGUCGAGGCCACGAAAACAUCCCCCGUGUCAAAGACAAAAGCGACUCCUUUGGUAUCUCCUCCAAGGCCAUGUAUCACCGAGGAGCCCCCUUCUCCUAUCAAACCUAUACCAUUACAACCUACAAACCGACCUAUUUCUAUAACGCAACCUUUACAUUUCCCAGCGUCGCCUACGAUCUCGGAACCACAUUCUCCACUCAAUCCUCCUUCGUUUCUAUCAACAAACCGACCGGUAUCGGUAUCGCAAGCACCCACAUCCCCUCUAGCACAACCUCCAACAAACGCAGGCUGGGGUGAAGAUGACGAUGAUGAUGAUUGGGGCGACAUGGUUUCAUCACCCACAGCUGAAACAAACGGCGGGUUUACUUCCAUGGAUGCGAUCGUGGAUUCCAGCUCGAAUGACAACAAAGACCAUAGCAGUCAGCCCUCAACCACAGCUCAAAGUCCGUUGGAUGACAUAGUCCAGAGCGCACCGCAAUCCGAAAUAGUGACCAACGGCCGACCCUCCAUGGACGCUCCGCCUUUACCUCCUCAAAGCUCUGCACCUAACCACGCUCAAACGCCCACUGACCCCUGGAACAUUUCAGCGCUGCAAGGCAAAGCUUUGAGCCACUCUCGAUCGACUACUGUCGAUUUGGCUGCUUCCCCUAUGAAGAGCUUGGCCCCCAAUCAUUCAAGAUCCACAACACUUGAUUUGGGAACCCCUCAGUCGCCCCUGGCAAGUCUUGCAUCCGCAAACCUGAUAUCAAACACAGCCAACACGCCAAUCGAGCAAGUAAAUAAGGUUGAUGCAUGGGACUCAUGGGGUCUAGGGUUGCUCGAUGAUUCCAACAAGCCGGUUAGGUCAAAGGAAGAUGGGAUGUUUGCAAGCCAACAGCUACAAGCUCCUACGCCAGUUGACACAUUUAAAGACAUGGCCUCUCCUAAAAAGCCCCGACCGGUAUCACUACCUGUCCCUCCGCGACCAAAAACAGUCGUUGAGCCCUUCAAAGACGACGAGAUCGUCGCGAAUAUUCUUCGAGAUCUGCCGGAUCUCUCAUACAUGUUACGAUAA
Molecule: messenger RNA, 2745 nt
Organism: Fusarium subglutinans
Lineage: Eukaryota; Fungi; Ascomycota; Sordariomycetes; Hypocreales; Nectriaceae
Exons: 1
Coding region: 1-2745 (914 amino acids)
Source: RefSeq, a predicted model, not a curated record